AUGGGCCGACUUUUCACCAUGAGUCUGGCUGCUUUUGCAGCUACCGGGUCGUUUCUUUUUGGAUACGAUGCCGGUGUGAUGACCGAUGUUAUCGCGAGUCCUAAUUUCCUCGCCUUCUUCAACACCAACAAGACCUCCGCCAUUAUCGGUGCCAUUAACAGUACAUUCAAUGGGGGCGCCGCCAUUGGGGCCCUUCAGGGAGGUCUGACGAUGGAUCGGUUCGGGCGUAAAUUCACCAUCCAGAUGGGUGCUUGCAUCUGUCUCGUCGGCGCUAUUCUGCAGGCUUCGGCGAUGAACCUGGCCAUGAUUCUGGUCGGCCGUAUCCUCGCAGGAUGGGCUGUCGGUCUCAUGUCCAUGUCCGUGCCCGUCUACCAGGCCGAGUGUGCGCAUCCUCGCUCUCGUGGUUUGAUCGUUGGACUGGCGCAACAGAUGAUUGGUGUUGGUUUCAUCGUCAGCACAUGGGUCGGUUACGGAUCACUCCACGCACCAGACACGAGUUCGUUCCAAUGGCGAUUCCCCUUGGCAUUCCAGGCCGUUCCUGCUCUGCUUCUCGUUGUCGGCAUGCUUUUCAUGCCAGAGUCCCCUCGAUACUUGGUCGAGACCGAGAAGUACGACGAAGCGAUGAGGAUCUUAAAGAGAUUGCACUAUGACGGUACCAACGACGACUGGAUUCAGACCGAAUACACGGAGAUCAGGGCCACUAUUGAUGCUGAGAAGGCUGUUACGGCGCCUGGCUGGCUCAUCAUGUUCCAAGUCCCUCAGUGGCGGACCAGAUUGAUGCAUGGUGUCGCCGUGCAGGUCUUCACUCAGUUUACCGGUGUCAACGUGAUCGGCUACUAUCAAACAAUUAUGUAUGAGUCGCUCGGUAUCACAGGGAACAGAGCCACGCUAGUUGCGGGUAUUUACAACUGCGUUGGUCCUCUCGCGAACUUGUUCUUCAUCAUCUUCAUUCUGGACAGAGUAGGGCGACGCAGGCCCAUGAUGUUUGGUGCCAUCGGAAUUUCCAUUGCGUUGAUCUGUGAGGCAGCACUGAACUCGCAGAAUGAGGAUGGUAGCCGCCAUGGCUACAGUAUCGGUGGUGUUGCAUUCCUCUUCUGCGUGACCACUAUCUUUUCCCUGUCCUUUGGCCCUUGCAGUUGGGUCUACAUGUCCGAGGUCAUGCCCAUGCAGAUUCGUGGUAAAGGAAACGCCUUUGCGACAGGUAUCGGUAACUGGGCCGUGGCUACUCUCUGGGCUCAAGUCUCUCCUAUUGCUCUGGGCAAGCUUGGAUGGAAGUUCUACUUUGUUUUCGUGGCAUGGAACAUUUGCAUUACCCUGCCGGUCAUCUACUUCUGCUUCAAGGAAACCAAGCAGAAGUCUCUGGAAGAGAUUGAUUUGCUCUUCGGCGGACGCGCCCUGGGCACUCUGCCCGAGAAUGUGGCUGAGAAGGGCGAGGAAACCGGUAUCUCUGUGACAAACGUGGAGCACCGUGUUUGA
This is a messenger RNA of Aspergillus lentulus, 1476 nucleotides long. Its product is annotated as sugar porter family MFS transporter. Gene Ontology annotation, molecular function: carbohydrate:proton symporter activity. Lineage: Eukaryota; Fungi; Ascomycota; Eurotiomycetes; Eurotiales; Aspergillaceae. Gene Ontology annotation, biological process: transmembrane transport; carbohydrate transport. Gene Ontology annotation, cellular component: membrane. The record is from RefSeq and is a predicted model, not a curated record.